This is a messenger RNA of Rotaria sp. Silwood2, 723 nucleotides long. The record is from the annotation of a GenBank genome assembly. NCBI's taxonomy places the organism in Eukaryota, Metazoa, Rotifera, Eurotatoria, Philodinida, Philodinidae.
AUGAAGGGUAAAAGUAUUGUAAUUAUGAAGGCAGAUAAAGGUGCAUCUUGUGUCAUUAUGGAUAAAAUCGUAAAUAAAUUAAAAGUAACGGAAUUAUUAUCCACUGGUGGAUCAUUUGUUAAGAUUCCUGAAAAAGAUGAAAAAGGUAAAUCUAAUACGAUAGAAAACGUAGUUAAAAAGAUGGAAAACAGCCUAAAUUAUAAAUUAAAUGAAUUGAAGAAAAAUAAAAAACUAUCGCAAGAUGAUUAUGAUUUUAUUAAAUGUACUGGAUCAAGAUGUUCUGUAUUAUUUUGCAAUCCAAAAGUACACAAAAAAGACAUGCCAUUAAGACCAAUAAUUUCGACAACCAAUAGCUACAACUAUAAAUUAGCAAAAUAUUUAACAACAUUAGUUGAAAAUGCACGAUCGAAGCCAAAAUCACAUGUAAAAGAUUCAUUCUCCUUUGCAAAAGUUAUGCAACAACAAAAACCAAAUAAAUGCGAAAACCUCGGAUUUAAAUCCGAGUGUUAUGUGUACUUCAAAAAGUGAAAAGGUAUAUUCGCUGUGUUUUUUAUCACUAAAUUGCAAGGAGAAAAUACAGACGUCCUAAGUUAGCAUGGACCAUACUGUAUGCGACCCUAUCCGGCGACCAUUGACUCUACUUUCACAGUGAUAUUAUAUCUUUAGAAAUCACAGGAAUUGGGUGUGGGUGUGGGUGUGGGUGGGGGUGGGUGGGGGGAUGUG